This is a messenger RNA of Aedes aegypti (yellow fever mosquito), 339 nucleotides long. RefSeq lists its product as uncharacterized. The record is from RefSeq and is a predicted model, not a curated record. The transcript has a single exon. Bases 1 to 339 code for a protein of 112 amino acids. Lineage: Eukaryota; Metazoa; Arthropoda; Insecta; Diptera; Culicidae.
AUGGCGAACGAUUCCAGCGAUUUUAAUGAGAUGCGACGUUUGAAACGCCCCGUUGAAGUGUUGGUGGCAAAUGGAGAAAAGCUGACGGCAGAAUAUUGUGGCGAUGUUAUACUGUAUGCGGCAGUUGGAAAUAAGAAGAAGAAAUGUGAAGCCAAGAAUGUGUUGUACCUCCCCGGUUUGAACUGUAAUCUGCUGUCUGUUAACCGAAUUGCGAGAUCGGGAUUAGAGGUCCGGUUCCAUGGUGACGUGGCGGAAGUGAUAGCUGAUGGAAAUGUAGUGACUGUAGGUCAGCACAAGGGCAAGCAGUAUAAGCUUAAUGUGUUGUGCAAACGUGAAUGA